Messenger RNA from Lycium ferocissimum, 2428 nucleotides. RefSeq lists its product as uncharacterized. The record is from RefSeq and is a predicted model, not a curated record. Gene Ontology annotation, cellular component: nucleus; cytoplasm. The transcript is spliced from 10 exons. Bases 69 to 1403 code for a protein of 444 amino acids. Gene Ontology annotation, molecular function: mRNA binding. Lineage: Eukaryota; Viridiplantae; Streptophyta; Magnoliopsida; Solanales; Solanaceae. Gene Ontology annotation, biological process: regulation of gene expression.
AACAAAAAAACCCUUUUGACAAAAACGUAGAGGUUGUUAACAAACUUCAUCUUUCUUCCCUUCAUUUCAUGUCGUAUUAUCUCCCAACAACAAUGUCGUCUCUUUCUCACCAAAUCGAACCCUCCAUAAACCCUAACCCUAAUCUUCCUCCGGUAGCUCCACCGCUGCCGUCGGAUGAAGUUCCGAAUCGGUCUAAACGUCCACGUGAGGAGGAUGAGGAAUACGCCGCCGCGACGACGGAUGAGGCAGAGCCGCCAGUGAAGAAGAGGGUUAAGGUUGGGCAAGACGUAGUGUACCGUAUAGUUGUACCGUCGAGACAGAUCGGCAAAGUUAUUGGUAAAGGAGGACAUCGUAUUCAGAAGAUUCGUGAAGAUACUAAAGCUACCAUCAAAGUUGCUGAUGCUAUCGCUCGUCAUGAAGAGCGAGUAAUCAUCAUUAGCUCCAAAGACAAUGACGAUACGUUUUGUGAUGCGGAGAAUGCCCUUCAUCAAAUUGUGUCACUUAUUUUGAAGGAUGAUGAUGCCAACCAUGAUGCACAGAAAGUUGGUGCUGGACAUGUGGCAGCAAACACAAUAAGGUUCUUGAUUGCUGGUUCUCAAGCAGGUGGUUUGAUAGGAGUGUCUGGUCAAAAUAUUGAAACUUUGAGGAAUUCUUCUGGAGCUGCUAUCACAGUUCUUGCUCAACAUCAGUUGCCUUUGUGUGCAUCUGCUCAUGAGUCCGAUCGUGUAGUACAGGUAGCAGGAGACAUUCCUGCGGUCUUGAGGGCCGUGGUAGAAAUUGGCUGUCAAUUGAGGGAUAAUCCCCCUAAACAAGUGAUUUCGAUCAGCCCGACAUACAAUCAUGGUUAUUCUCGCCCUCAACCAUAUGUGGAUCCAUCUUCAGCUGAAUAUGUAAAUCUGACAAUGUUAGUACCCGAAUCAUUAGCUGGUGGAUUGAUUGGAAGGUGCGGCUCCAAUAUUUCAAGGAUCCGUGCAGAGUCCGGAGCGACAAUUAAGGUACAUGGUGGGAAGGGUGAACAGAAACAAAGACAAAUCCAUCUGGGUGGUAGUGCACAACAGGUCGCUCUUGCAAAGCAAAGAGUUGAUGAAUAUGUCUAUUCCCAGUUGAUGUUACAAGCUGGUGGUGAGCAGCUACAGGAUACAAUGCAGCUACAGCAGUCAAUGCAGCUGCAGCAGUCAAUGCAACUGCAGCAGUCAAUGCAGCUACAACAGUCAAUGCACCUGCAGCAACAAAUACCAGAAACAUCUGCCACUCUGUUGCCAGGAUAUAAUCAUGGUCAUGGACAUUAUAUGAACAGUAACCAAGAAGCUCAAAUGAUGACAUCAUACCCACAAGUGUACCCAUCGACCACUCCUCAAGCUCCCGCUUACUAUGGUCAGUCUUAUCCAGCUCCACAAAUGUAGAGGGCAAAAGGGGUCUAUUUGGUACAGUUUUUCAGUCAGAUGAUUGAUAUACUAAGUGUUGAGAAUUUCUUGUUGUGUCAUUGUUUUGAUUUCUGAUAUAAUGUCGCAUUGGAGAUGGUCGGUUUUCGGCCAGGAUGUCUCUUGUUGAUCAGUUGCAACAUAGUUUGCAUGAGAUCACUUAAUUCACGGGAUAUUGAUGCAAAAGUUAAUGCUUAAAGUUUUAUGAUCAAUGAAUCUAGUAUGCGCCUCUGGGAGCGGCAGAUCUACUGAAAGGAGCUUAUAAUAGCAGUUCCAGUGAAGGUAUAGCACAACCCUCUGAAUCUUCUGCCCCUUUGUUCUCCUCUGCUUCCAUCCUGCCCGACCCUGCCCCAUGAAAAAGCUCCCAAGCCCCGCCCUGGUUUACCUUUGCUGCUUGAUUUUCAUUUACCUCUGUUGUUUCCAUCAGAACAGAAACAGGGAUGUGGGUAUGCAUUGCACGUCAGACGCAGUCACCUCCCAUUGAACUGAUAUCUGAAGAACUUUAAAAACAUUUCUUGCGAAUGAUUUAGAAAUGAGAUGAUCUGGAAUGGUGGAUCAGGGAGCGCCGAUGGAGAAGCAGAGCUCGGGUGAACUGGCUGUAGCAGCAAAAGAUUGGACCCUAGCUCAUCGGUUCAAUUUAUUUCUUUUUGCCGCCCAAACCAUUUCAAAUCCCAUCACCAUACUUGCUCCCUACCCAAUGCCCUAGAGUUUUCCCUACCCGCCAAUCCUGUGCAGCUCCGUCAUGAUUAUAAUUCCCCACCAGCCCUGCCCCGCAUUGCCCCCGCGUGUGUCUCCCUUAGGAUUCACUGCCAUAUCUUUGACUUAUUUAUCUUUUGAUUUUUAUUAGGUAGAAGCUGCUUGACACAUUGUGGCUCGAUCUCUUACAAAGCAUGAGUGUGGCCGGAUGUGUUUGUAGUAAGCAUGAUAAUACAAGUCUUAUUAAUCCUGGUCGAACUGAAUCCCAUAAUGGCAAGGUGAUGAUUUUCUGGUGAUGUUGCCCAAAAUUA